AUGCCGCUGCUCCAGCCCAGUCGGCCUGACGGCUGUUCCAUCCCUCAUGGGGCUGAAGCUGCCGGUCGCGAGGCAGGAGGCCUGCCGCAGCCGGCAAGCACCCUCUCUGGAGCGUCAUCGUCUCGUGUUCUAGGUAGACUUCGAGUCCAGGCUCUCUCCUCCCUUGGCGCUCCUUCCUUUUUCGGAGCUGCCUGCCUUGCGCUCGCGUUCGUCGUUGCCUCUCUCGUUUCACUUCCAGCAUUCGCUGGGUCCUCCGAGGGCUCUGUCCUGUCCGCAGCAGGGUUCACUACGGCGUCUGAGGCUGUCGCCUCUUCCGGAACAGGAGAGUUGCCGGGGUCUGUGUCGAAAGGCACUUUCCUCCAGUCCAUCUCCCCGCACAACGACGAGCCCAGCCGUGCCGAAGACCUGAAUGCCCAGCCUCCGAACAGCUCUGGAAAAGACGUCGUUUCUCUCGCGAACGCAUUUAACCACGUGGUGGAGCCUGUUGCGAACGCAGGAGAAGCCGUAGCGAUGGCUGCCGCUGACAUGGCAGCUGCGGUGUCCGCGGCGGGAGGAGCUGCUGCGCCGAUGGCUCAGGCCGGCAGUUUCAUUCAGAUGCAUACCAACGCGAUGAGCCGCGCGGGAGGCGAGGGAGAGGGGAGGAGUUUGUCGGUACGCGGUUCGCGCGUCUUGGGUCAGGAACUUGGAAGGAGCGUGUCGAACAAACGCCAAAACAAAAGCGCGAAGGUCAGCUCACAAGCAGUGCCGCUCCGCAAGGGAGCAAAUAAGGUUGCUCGUGUGGAUCAAGUUCCUUCCACCUUUUCUCAGCAGACGGUCCAAGGGAGGUUCCAGCGAGUGAGGGCGGCGACGCACGCUUCUGUCUUUACUUCUGUUCCCACGGACAGGAGUCGUAGCACGCCCGCACAGGACUCCACAACGGCUCCAGAGAAUCCGCAACCGCGCAAGUCAUUCCGCUCGCGGGCACAGCUUCGCCGGCCGAUGCCGCGUCCGGCCCAAGAGCAAGGAGAACAGGCGACACAGGCCGUGCAGGCCGAACCCAGUCAAGAGGCUCACGUGCGCGACGUACAGCAGCAAGUGCAAGACGCGCAGAAGCAGGCUGAAGAGGCGCUCCAGCAGGCCGAAGAGGCCAUAGAUAAGGCUCAAAAGGCACAGGAGGCGCUGGAAAACGCGCACCAGGCACAAGAGGCAAAGCACGGCCAGCAAGACGAGCAUACUUUGCGGCCGCUCCUCCCCGAGGGAACCGAAGAGGACACGCAUCAACCGCCUGUCGCACUCGGCUCCGCAGCGACACUCGGCGCUAAAGCCGACGUUUCCGCAGAGCUUCGCAAAGCGGGCAUGCAGCAGUGGCAAGAUUUACGCUUGCAACAGCAAGCAAUUGACAUUGAACUGCAACACUUGCACGCGCUGGAGGCGCACGUGGCGGCGCAAGAGCGGCGAGCUGCCGAGAUACUCGGAAAGAUUGACUGCGCUUCCGGAGACGGCUGCGGCCCAUGCGAGACGACAGGAGUCCACUACCCGCCCAAUAACGCCGGUCCGCCUACUCGCCCGCAACCAAGUGAGCCGGAGACAGUGUCCCCUCCGGAAGUGAGGCCGAUGCCCGAGCCAGGGCACCCAGAAGGACAAGAGGCAGCGCCGGACACAGUGUCCCCUCCGGAAGUGAGCCCGAUGCCCGAGCCAGGGCACCCAGAAGGACAAGAGGCAGCGCCGGAGACAGUGUCCCCUCCGGAAGUGAGGCCGAUGCCCGAGCCAGGGCAUCCAGAAGGACAAGAGGCAGCGCCGGAGACAGUGUCCCCUCCGGAAGUGAGCCCGAUGCCCGAGCCAGGGCACCCAGAAGGACAAGAGGCAGCGCCGGAGACAGUGUCCCCUCCGGAAGUGAGGCCGAUGCCCGAGCCAGAGCACCCAGAAGGACAAGAGGCAGCGCCGGAGACAGUGUCCCCUCCGGAAGUGAGCCCGAUGCCCGAGCCAGAGCACCCAGAAGGACAAGAGGCAGCGCCGGAGACAGUGUCCCCUCCGGAAGUGAGGCCGAUGCCCGAGCCAGAGCACCCAGAAGGACAAGAGGCAGUGCCGGAGACAGUGUCCCCUCCGGAAGUGAGCCCGAUGCCCGAGCCAGAGCACCCAGAAGGACAAGAGGCAGCGCCGGAGACAGUGUCCCCUCCGGAAGUGAGCCCGAUGCCUGAGCCAGGGCACCCAGAAGGACAAGAGGCAGCGCCGGAGACAGUGUCCCCUCCGGAAGUGAGCCCGAUGCCCGAGCCAGGGCACCCAGAAGGACAAGAGGCAGCGCCGGAGACAGUGUCCCCUCCGGAAGUGAGCCCGAUGCCCGAGCCAGGGCACCCAGAAGGACAAGAGGCAGCGCCGGAGACAGUGUCCCCUCCGGAAGUGAGCCCGAUGCCCGAGCCAGGGCACCCAGAAGGACAAGAGGCAGCGCCGGAGACAGUGUCCCCUCCGGAAGUGAGCCCGAUGCCCGAACCAGGGCACCCAGAAGGACAAGAGGCAGCGCCGGAGACAGUGUCCCCUCCGGAAGUGAGCCCGAUGCCCGAGCCAGGGCACCCAGAAGGACAAGAGGCAGCGCCGGAGACAGUGUCCCCUCCGGAAGUGAGGCCGAUGCCCGAGCCAGAGCACCCAGAAGGACAAGAGGCAGUGCCGGAGACAGUGUCCCCUCCGGAAGUGAGCCCGAUGCCUGAGCCAGGGCACCCAGAAGGACAAGAGGCAGCGCCGGAGACAGUGUCCCCUCCGGAAGUGAGGCCGAUGCCCGAGCCAGGGCACCCAGAAGGACAAGAGGCAGCGCCGGAGACAGUGUCCCCUCCGGAAGUGAGCCCGAUGCCCGAGCCAGGGCACCCAGAAGGACAAGAGGCAGCGCCGGAGACAGUGUCCCCUCCGGAAGUGAGACCGAUGCCCGAGCCAGGGCACCCAGAAGGACAAGAGGCAGCGCCGGAGACAGUGUCCCCUCCGGAAGUGAGCCCGAUGCCCGAGCCAGGGCACCCAGAAGGACAAGAGGCAGCGCCGGAGACAGUGUCCCCUCCGGAAGUGAGCCCGAUGCCCGAGCCAGGGCACCCAGAAGGACAAGAGGCAGCGCCGGAGACAGUGUCCCCUCCGGAAGUGAGCCCGAUGCCCGAGCCAGAGCACCCAGAAGGACAAGAGGCAGCGCCGGAGACAGUGUCCCCUCCGGAAGUGAGCCCGAUGCCCGAGCCAGGGCACCCAGAAGAACAAGAGGCAGCGCCGGAGACAGUGUCCCCUCCGGAAGUGAGCCCGAUGCCCGAGCCAGAGCACCCAGAAGGACAAGAGGCAGCGCCGGAGACAGUGUCCCCUCCGGAAGUGAGCCCGAUGCCCGAGCCAGGGCACCCAGAAGAACAAGAGGCAGCGCCGGAGACAGUGUCCCCUCCGGAAGUGAGCCCGAUGCCCGAGCCAGGGCACCCAGAAGGACAAGAGGCAGCGCCGGAGACAGUGUCCCCUCCGGAAGUGAGCCCGAUGCCCGAGCCAGGGCACCCAGAAGGACAAGAGGCAGCGCCGGAAACAUCACACCCCGGAGUGCCCGAGACGACCCCUGAGGCAGUUCCGCCGGCAGAGCAAGAGGCAGCGCCUGUCCCCGAGACAGCACCAUCGACGGGGGCGGAGUCGGAUUUAGGGACUGAGCAUCAUAACGGUCUCGAAAUAGAAGAAAAGGCUUCGCAUUCAAAUGCCUCCAGCGAUUUGGGAAUGGGUGACAUGCUGGCAGGGGUGCCCUCCACUGCAAAUCUCGAAGAGUUCGAACUUGACGAGUACGCGCGUGUUGCGCCUCAGUCCAAGGCGGCUCAGCAAGUUCGGGGCGUCCCAGUGCAGGAGACUCGGCAGUGCGAGACGGAUGCUUCGGCGUGCAAAGGAGAUGAGAACGCAGUGAACAAGGUGAACGAGUACCUGAGCGGCCUCGGCUCUCUGAACUGCCCCUGCCGCCAGCUGUUGGCGAACCUCGUCUGCAAUUUGAUCGUCAACCAGAGUGACCUAGCGUCGAGCGGAGCCGCCCGGAUUGACACGCCUGACGCGGGCACCGCCACUCUCACACUUUCCGGAGCUACGUGCACCGCCCUGAAGCAGUCGUGCCCCCAAGUAGCUGCCCAGACACUGCUGGCAACGACCCUGCCAAGCAUGUCCGAGCAGGCGACGACGGGUGCGGCUGCUGCGGUGCCUGUGCAGUUCCGGGCGACAGUGCCUCAGGGGGACAGCGUGGCGUCCUUCGUGGAAACCCAGGCAGCAGUGAAGGGCGACCUGAAGCUCCAAGCCUUGACUCGGGCUGCUCAAAAGGUCGGUGCGAGGGUUUCCGAGAGUAUCAUUCGCAAGGUGCGCAUGCAGAGACAAAUUCAAGCCGACGCGGUCGCGGGUUUCGCCGAGCUAGUCCAGUCGCGCGCUCCCCUGGCUGCCACAGCGGCGUCAUUCUUCGGGGACUCAAGUCAGCAGACAAUGUGGACAUUUGCGUCCACUCCCGCGGAGGCAUGCCGCCUCGUGGACUCUGUCAUUCCUGUUCCUAUGCCCGUCGACACCAACGACCGUCGCAUUUCCAAAGUGGUGGUCCAGGGCGCGAACGACGAGACGAUUGCUCUCAGUCUCGUGUAA
Messenger RNA from Neospora caninum, 4584 nucleotides. RefSeq lists its product as hypothetical. The coding region runs from base 1 to 4584 and encodes 1527 amino acids. The transcript has 4 exons. The record is from RefSeq and is a predicted model, not a curated record. Lineage: Eukaryota; Apicomplexa; Conoidasida; Eucoccidiorida; Sarcocystidae.